AUGCGCGAAUACCAUCUCCUCAAGAGCGCCCUGUUUCGUGGAGGCCUGACGACCGAGACCUUGGAGACAUUGUUACAAGGCGAGAACGGCGUUUCGAGUGACGCACCAUUAAGCUAUGACUACGUGUCGGAGCACACACCUGCCGAAUCAAGAGCCACUCCUGUAGCUGCACCUACUUCAUUUCACUACCGACCAGAGUCGGAUCACACAGCUGUCAGCCACGGUCUCCAGCCUAGACCUUCACAAUCGCUCCAUCGAAUCGUCAGCUAUGGCGUAUCUGAGUCCUUCACAGGGGACCCACAAGACGACGACGAAGACCAGGAGCCAAUUUCAGGUCGCCGUGUACCACUCCAUGAUCAGCGAACUGUACUGAUCACCAACCUCUCUGAGCGUACCACACAUAAAGACUUGGCCGGAAUUGUCCGUGGUGGAAGACUCCUCGACAUCUUCCUCCGCAACGACCGAUCUGCUACCAUCUCGUUCGUUGAAGGGGCCGCGGAUUUUCUGGCUUAUGCAAAGCGCAACGAUAUCUACCUGCAUAUGAAGAGGCUUGAGUUCCGUUGGAGCGACCGACAGUUCCACGUGCCACCGCAUGUGUCCAACAAAAUCGCUGGCGGCGCCACGCGGAACCUGGUGGUAAGAGGGGUUGCAGGCAAAGUCACCACAGAUCAGAUCCGUGAACAACUUGAUCACAUCCACAACCUCAUCGUGGUUGACGUAUACUUCAGAAACGGCGAUGCAUACGUCUCGACCAACUCGAUUCACAAUGCUCUGUUCGCCAGGACAUGCAUGAUGUCGCGUAGCAUAUACAAAGGCACGCGCAUCGAGUACUAUCCAGAUGAAUGCGCUGGACCGUUACCUCAACCCAAGAAGACCCAGGUUCCCGUCGCGCGUAUGCCUACCAAAUCUGCGCCUGUGGUCAACCAGUAUGCUAUUCUGGACACUGGUUCUAACGAUGGAUCUGAGUCUGAAGAGGAGUCGUACAGGACCCAUGGUGUACAGGUUGAUGGUUACCAUUGGGCUGACGCUGUCGUAGCAUAA
Alternaria arborescens is the source of this 1041-nucleotide messenger RNA. RefSeq lists its product as hypothetical. The coding region runs from base 1 to 1041 and encodes 346 amino acids. NCBI's taxonomy places the organism in Eukaryota, Fungi, Ascomycota, Dothideomycetes, Pleosporales, Pleosporaceae. The transcript is spliced from 3 exons. The record is from RefSeq and is a predicted model, not a curated record. Gene Ontology annotation, molecular function: nucleic acid binding.